This is a messenger RNA of Lactuca saligna, 738 nucleotides long. The record is from the annotation of a GenBank genome assembly. Lineage: Eukaryota; Viridiplantae; Streptophyta; Magnoliopsida; Asterales; Asteraceae.
AUGAUCGCUAGGCUGCCUUCUCAAUCAAUUGCAGCCGCAUCUUCUCGAACUUCACAUUCUCUUUUACACGAGCAUAUAAACACUUCACUUCUACCCUCGCCAAUCGUCCCCCGCCGCCCGGACUCCAUCCUCCUCCUCCGACGACCACCACGGCUACCAAAAAUGACACCAUCUUCUCUACUUCUCUUCUCCAUCCUCCUCUUAACCUCCCUCACUUCAUCCCACUCCUCAACACCACCCCCAACUUUCCACCAAAAACCUAACAACGAAACAGUAUACAGAACCUCCAAACAACUCUGCAUCGGGUGUACAAUGGAGUCAUUACAAUUCUUGUUUACUCAAAACUUAGUUCGAGCAGCUAAGUGGGAAAUCCCGCUAGCUUGGGAUUUCCAGCUUCAGAGGUACGCUCAGUGGUGGGCAGGACAAAGAAAAGGUGAUUGUGAGUUGAUGCAUUCGUUUCCAGAAGAUGAUUUCAAGUUGGGAGAGAAUAUCUUUUGGGGUAGUGGAUCUUCGUGGUCUCCGGUGGAUGCUGUGAAUACAUGGGCUGGAGAAGAGAAGUAUUAUAGAUAUGGAAGUAAUACGUGUGCAUCUGGGCAACAAUGUGGGCAUUAUACGCAGAUAGUUUGGAAAACAACGAGAAGGGUUGGGUGUGCUAGGGUAGUUUGUGAUAGUGGUGAUGUGUUUAUGACUUGCAACUAUGACCCUGUUGGAAAUGUUAUUGGAGAACGUCCAUAUUAA